Saccharomyces kudriavzevii IFO 1802 is the source of this 3675-nucleotide messenger RNA. It is a transcript of the gene AIP5, whose product is annotated as Aip5p. Bases 1 to 3675 code for a protein of 1224 amino acids. Lineage: Eukaryota; Fungi; Ascomycota; Saccharomycetes; Saccharomycetales; Saccharomycetaceae. The record is from RefSeq and is a predicted model, not a curated record. The transcript has a single exon.
AUGAUAGAAUCUUUAACUGUAGAGGAUCAGGAAUUCAACGCACAACUUCCAAAAAAAAAAGAUGAUGGAAACUCUCAUACAAUGCUUCCAACGGAUUCACCUUUAACGGAUAUGAACGAGCUGACCAAAAAUAAUGACCAACUUACAGAAAAUGAACUAGAUGAAGUGAUAAGUGCUACUGAAAAUUUCGCAAUGGAGCUAUCGUCUCAAAGAAAAUCUUUGAAAUCAAAAACUAAAAAGAAGAAGUAUCAGGGACGAAAGAAAACAAAUAAAACAAUUGCGGAGCCCUGCAAUUCUGAUGAUGAAACCAUAGAAAUUAUGCCACAGGACAUAAGCUCCCAUGAUUUGAAACAAGAGGAUAAUGUGAUAAAAGUAAAUAUAGAUACAGUAAACGAACGUACAGAAGGUUCGAACGAUGUUCCAACAAAUGUAAACAUUGUCGUCAAGGAAACUUCUGCGGGAGAUACGGCGGAGAAUGCCGAAUACGCAUCAUCGGCCAACGGAUCAGCAAGGGCUGGGAUGGAUAAUAGUCCAACUGAAAAAAGUAAAAGAGGUAAGAAGAGGAAAAACAUGAGUAAAAAGGCUCGCAAUACUUUAAAUCCUACUAGUACUGCAGAUUUUUCGAAACAAACAACACUAGAUUCCAUAUUGGUAGGUAUUGAAGAAUACCUGCAAGAUGAUGACCCAAAGGACGAAGAUAUCAAGGUAAAUGUCGUCAGAACAGAAGCUAUCGGGAAUGAACACAACUUAAAAAAUGGGAUCAAUGAGGUAAGUCCCAAAACUUUAUCAAAAGAACGAUUCGAUGAGCAAGGAAAAGAUGUUGACGCUCCGAAUGGAUCGAUUCAGAAGAUAUUCAAUGCCGAUGUGGCCAACAAAGGCUGCGUUGAUAAAGGAUUUUCGGAAGGCAAAAACCAAAUGAAUGAGACGGAGGAUACUAUAACUUCAGCAGGUCAUGAGACUUCAACCUUUGAUGAAAACGACUUAGAGUCAGUAGGAUAUCAACAGGAACCUCAUGAUCUGGAUGAAGGUCAAGAAAACGCGCAAGCUUUCAAAGCAGAUUCUCUAUUGCAGAGAGAAACUAACACUGCUAAAAAUGGUAGCUUAGCUGAAAAUGAGUUUCGGUCUAAUGUGAGUGGAUCUGAACUUUCAAAAUCUAGAGGGGGAGAACAAGCUGAAAUCGGCGAGAAUGAAGCAAGAGUUCUAGUUCUCGUAAAAGAAGAAGAAGAAGAAGAAGAAGAAGAAGAACAGAAUAUUUUGGAACAGGAGGCCAAAAAAAACAAAAAAUCAAUGACUGCUAAUCAUGAUGAUAACAAAAGCUCUACUAUCACUAUCGACAGUGUUAAUGGCAAUAUUACCGUCACACCCGAAAGCAAGCAAAAAGUUAAUCUUGGCGAAACUGCGGAUCAAAUAAGGUGUAUUGGCAAUGAUGAGGAAAAUUUGCAGAACAAUACUACUGAGUUAUCUUUAGAAGCUGGAGGAAAAGAAAAAGAAAAUAAAAGCGAGCAACGAACAGCCGUAAGGGACAAGGAAACAUUUGGGAUCGAAGAAGGAUCAAGACCAAAAGAGGAACUACUUUUGGAAGGUGAUAGAAAUGAAUCGGAAGCAGAAGAAAAUUUUAUCGUUAUUGAACUAAAAGGUAAUGCGAAGUCUGCGAUGAAUUCUGGAAGAAAUUCCUCCAUUGAGGAUGAAACUAGAACAGCUUCCCAAGAGAACAAGCCAAAGGAGAACAUCAAUCUCGAAACAUCUACAGAAGACGCGAAGAGAGAAAGCGUCAGGAUUGCUGAAACUACUGAAACCACAAAAGAUGACGUUGAGAUUGCUAAAGAAACUCAAAAAGGUGAAGAAGUCGAGCCAGUUGAUGCCACUGAAGAUUUCAAAAAUGAUAGAAUAACCGGGAGCGCUGGAAUCAUUGAGAAAGACAUAAAAACCAAACAUGACGGAAUCGCUCAGGUUGUUAACGAAGAUACGAAAUCUGAGGACAGUUCAGCGGCAAAAAAAAAAGUUGAGACUACUGAGGGAGGUAUGAAAUCCGAAGAUUUCCAUGCUACUGAGUCUCCCAAAGAAGUUAUGAAACCAGAAGAUAGUGAAUUGGAAAAAUCUGACGACCUUGAAGUCAUCAGAGGUGACAACGAGAUUUUCAAAGAGGAUACAAAAACAAAAGAUUUUGAAACGACCGAUUUUCAGGAACAAAAAUUAAAAGCAGAGUUUUCAAGGACCAAUCAAAGUCACGAAGAGGAUACUCAAUUGCAAGACGUCGGAGUCGCAACAGAAGGAGUUGAAACCGUAAAAGAAGAUGUAAAAGGAGCAAACUCUGCUGAGACUUCCAAAGGAGAUACAAAAUGUAAAGAUCCUGAAAUUGUACAGGAAGAGGAUAAGAUUUUCAACAGAGAUGUUGAGAUAAAGAAUGCUAAUGCUUCCGAGGCUGUGGGUGAGAUUUUGAAAGUAGAAAACGUUGAAACUGCCGAAAAAGACAUAAAAUCUAGAGAUGACGAAACAGCAAACUCCGAGGAUCUUAAGCUAGAUUCAGAAGCCGAAGAUUUCAAAGCUGUUGAGAAGACCAAGGAAACUUCAAAGUAUGAAGGUAUUGAAACCGCAAAAGAGGGCGAUAUUAUCGCCAAAGAAGAUACAAGAGAUGAUGGUAUAGAGGAUGCUGAGGUCCUGAUAAAAGAUACCACCGCAGAAGAUAUGAAGGCUGGUGGAGCUUCCGAGGAAAAUACAAAAGUAGGAGACCCCAAGCUUCCUGAGGUUCUGAAGAACAAUGGAAAACCUAUGGAACUCGAAAUUCCACAGGGAGGCGUAAAAGGCCUCAAAAUAGAUGUGAGUGUCGAAGAUGUCAGACCUGCUGCCACUUCCAAAGAUGAGGAAGACCAAGACGUUGAAAGCGCGAGGGUUUCAGAAGAACAUGAGAAUGCAGAGGAGUUGCCGGAAUUAGGGAAAGAGGGCGAAGAAAUUUCAAAAGAAGGCAGUAAGACACUCGGAACGGAGAAAGAAAAGAAAGAAAAUGUCAUUUCAGGCCUUGCAAUGAGUUCAAAAAUUACUGAAGGUCAGGGAGAAGGAGAAAGCGGGACGGCACAAGUUGAAGAAGGCAUAAACCAGUUAGACUUGGAUGAAACAGUCCCCGCCCACACUAGAGGUCCAGGCGAUGAAUCCGGAGCUGAAGAGGCAAAGGAACUUUCCAAGGCACCAACGAUCGACGACAUUUUCAAAGAUAUCCUGGAAGAAACCGACGAGUUUCUGGAGCAAUUGAAAAUCGUUGAUGACUCGGAGAUAAACGCCUUGCUCCAAUCACUAGAUGAAAAGGAAACCGCAACUCAAGCGGCCAAGCAACCCACGCCAGAGCAAUACAAAGCGCCUGCCGUAAUCAAAACCAGCGAGAUCCGCAAACUGAACGAACAAGAGCCCGUAUACAUAUACACAUCACUGGCCGGGGGCGGGUUCCAUAUGAUUGCAAGAACAAACCGUCUGAGCACGAUCUUGACCGCCAACAGGAUCCCGUUUACCUACAGAGAUCUUGGUACGGACGAUGAGGCAAGAAAGGUUUGGAAGACGUUCAGCAAGGGUAGGUGCCUUCCAGGUGUGGUGAGAGGACGCAAUGACCUAAUAGGAAACUGGGAGGACAUCGAAGAGGCUAACGAAGACUACAGGCUGCAGGAGCUUAUUUACGAUACUAUUUAA